UGGAGAAAUUAUACAGUGGAUUUGUCACUUAAAAUAUCGUAACUGUCUCGGGGACAAUACCCCAUGCUGAGGAUUAAUGGUCCCUCCAGACCUUUGAUUCACCAGCGCCUUUUCUUUGCCCUUGACAAAUUGGAUUUUUAGGAAUGGGAAGGUCGCCUGGCCCAUUGUCUGCCAGCCAUUCACUCCGCCUGAUUAUGCAGGAGGGUUAGGGAAAGGCUCCAUGUGACCCUCUUGGAUGGGACUCCGCAGCUGCUCGAGGAGCCAAACUCUCUCACCAAACUCUGCGCCCCAGAGCAUCCCCCUGCCAAGGGGUACCCCUCCUGCUCCCGUUGAAAAGCCGGCGGCCGCACACCGCCGCGUCACUCUGCGGGCGGAGAUACGCCUGUGCUCAUCCUCCCCGCCGCUCGCCGCUGUCACUCCGGCCCCCUUAAGUAGUUGGGGUUCCCGAGCGCUCCCACCCAGAGGCAGCGAUGCAAACCAGCAGGGCUCCGGCCAUCAGCGUGAGCGCCGAGAGCUGCAUCCCGGCCGGGCUGCGCCUGGGUCCUGUCCCGGGCAUCUUCAAACUGGGCAAGUACCUGUCAGACCGCAGGGAGCCAGGACCCAAGAAAAAGGUGCGGAUGGUGAGAGGGGAAUUAGUGGAUGAAGCCGGGAGCUCCGCUUUGGAGUGGAUAGGGUUAAUCCGGGCUGCCCGAAACUCCCAAGAGCAGACACUGGAGGCUGUUGCGGAUCUGCCAGGAGGACAGAAGUUUCCUUUCUUCCCCUCCCAGAUUUUCUACCGGGCGCUGCGAGAUGUCCAGCCGGGAGAGGAGCUCACCGUCUGGUACUCCAACCCCCUGGCGCAGUGGUUCGACAUCCCCGUCACGGCCACCCCGACGCACGACGAGAAAGAUAAGGAUACCCGAGGAUAUCGGGAAGGGGACGACGCCCGCCGAGGGCCGCUUGUUUCAGUCUGCAAGCUGAUUCUUAUCUGGAAAUACACCGACGUUAACAAAGACGAUGAGGUGACAGCACAUUAAAAUGGGAAAAAGAAAACGACACCCUUCAGCGAUCACCAGUCGGUCCGCUCUGGCGGCGGGCGCACCCUCCCGCUAAUCCCGGUGGCGGAGGCCGGGUCCGGCCGCUCCCAGAGGCGGCGGGAGCUCGGCGCGAUCGGCGGGCGCUCGCUCACCUCGGGCUAAACCUAAACUCAGCUGGCGACCGGGGACGCCCCUGCUCCGGCCCUACGCAGAAGAUCCUUCAGCCUGACGGUGCCCCUGGGAAGGGAGCGAGGGCACGAUCCGGCGAGGGGUUGAGCCCCCCGAAGCCACCCCCAAGGUUGGCCGCUCCGCAGGGUCAUCAGGGUCCGGCCUGGAGGGGUGACUGCCCAGAAAGGGACGCCGGCUGCUCACGUCCCCCCCGGCUCGUGCGAUGCGCAACCCCCCAAAUUCCUCCUCCUCCUAAACUUGUACCCGGAAAAGAAACUCUCGGUCACGUCUCUACCCUCCCCACCAAGGGCAGUGAGGGUCUGCGGAGGGUCACCUCCUCGAAGAUCCUGGCCUCUGGCGAAAUUUUGGGCUGCAGGAAGGAAGACACGCUGCUGGGUUCUGCACCCCUCUCCCCCCACCCAGCAGCCCGGCCCGCGGAUGGGUACCAACGCUGCUCGAAGGAAAUAAAGGAAAGAAAGCUCAGCUCUGCCAGAGGCACCCAGCAUGUGGCAUCUGCCUCGUCCCUUCGAAGCGAGGCUUAGUUGCAAACUCACCCCGCGGAUCUGCUGUGUCUCCGGCCCCACAGUUUCCAGACUAAUUAAUAUGGACUCAGAAUAGGUAUAUCAAAAUGCUGAGCCUCUCUUCUUUUAAGGAUAGUACGCUGAAAAAAACCCAAAACCAACCCAGGGAGGAAGAAAUUAAGAGAGGGGUUUUUUUGUUUGUUUGUUUUUUGUUUGUUUUUUUCUUUUUUUUUAAACCGAAAACAAAACUUUGGAAAUCAUCUCUGUUUGACCCCAUAUAUUUGGGUUUACCAUGACAACAAAGGGGUGUUUUUCGUUUUCUUUUUUUUUUUUUUUUCUCCCUCCUUUUAUUUUUUAACCCGAUCAGUGGUUGCUGGACUGGAGCUGAGCUCGGGAACGCGCCGGGCCGGGCUCGGUGGCGCUCGGGAGGCAGCCGGUCCCGUCACGCUAUUGCUCAGAACCACCGGGGCCAAACCGCGCCAAGGUAGAGACCCGCGAAGGCAAACGCAGGCAGUGGGAGGGAGCCCGCGGAGGUCCGUGGCCUCUCGGUCCGUACCGCUCCCUAACGCGUUUACAAUGCAGGGCGGUGGGACUGAGGCCGCUGUUUCGCCUCCCGCGGCCGCUGCCUCACCCAGGCCCGGGCAGACACGCUCCCGCCUCCCUCCUUCCUUCAAUGGGGCGAAAACCCGACGUCCGCCGACAGGCAUAUCGCUGCACAGCCCGCGGACCGCCGCUCCACGGAAAGCGGGGAAGGGCUGCACACGACGGCAAGGACACGGGCGACGAGACACGCCACAGCGCUGAAUCCUUUCACGAGACUUCGCGCCCGAGCUUCCCGAGGAGAUCGAAGACGGGUGUUUCACCCGCAGUGGCCACCGGCUGAUCCCCGGCACAAACGCUGCAAGUAAAAGCCCUCUCGGGAGGCUGGUCGCGGCCAGCGUGCCCACCUGGGUCACCCGCCGCCCCCCCGGGUGCCUCCCGGAUGUCGUGGAGGGCAGCGCAGGGCUGAGCCGAGGCCCCCGGCAUCCCCGGUCGCUUGUGCUCCACCUCACCCCCUCAUCGCCCCCCAAGGGACCCCCCGAAAGGUGAGGAGCUGGCCCCAGGCCCGGAAUGGCCUCUCGUUUCUGUGUGGCGCUUGGCCCGGCCUUCAGCGUUUGGGUGCAUCAGCUCAGGAGUGCAGAGGAGCGGGGGACAGGCAGGGUGGGCGGUGUGCGAGGGAGAUCCGGGGGCUUCUGAAACGUCCUGUCGGUGUUGUAGUGAUGGGGAGGGACAUGAGAGAGAGGUGGAUACAUACAGACAGAAAAAGAGGAGGAGAGGAGAGGAGAGGAGA
Messenger RNA from Athene cunicularia (burrowing owl), 3035 nucleotides. RefSeq names its product PR/SET domain 13 (gene PRDM13). Gene Ontology annotation, molecular function: protein binding. Gene Ontology annotation, cellular component: nucleus. The record is from RefSeq and is a predicted model, not a curated record. The transcript has 4 exons. Bases 471 to 1016 code for a protein of 181 amino acids. Lineage: Eukaryota; Metazoa; Chordata; Aves; Strigiformes; Strigidae.